This is a messenger RNA of Pelagomonas calceolata, 1105 nucleotides long. NCBI's taxonomy places the organism in Eukaryota, Pelagophyceae, Pelagomonadales, Pelagomonadaceae. The record is from the annotation of a GenBank genome assembly.
GUUGGAACGUACUACCCUUCCAAGCCGUAGAAACUAUACACUGGGCAGGAGGCACAGGGAGGCAAAGCGCUCCACAAAGAGAGACAUGGGCCAAAGUACGUCGCAAGACGCGCCGCCGCCGCCCGCACAGACGCGGAUCGCGCCGCCGCCGCGAUCGGUCCGCGACGUUUACUGGAGAAUCCUCCAGAGCGAGGACAGACCCACGUUGUCUGGAGAGAUACAACGGCAGAUGCGAGACCAGAUCACCGGGUUGGACGAAGACCAACGAGACCCCCAAGCCGAUUUUUUUCGGCGACAUUUGUUACGCCAAGACCCCCCGUUACUUAUCUCGCGCGCGACGACGCUCGGUGAGCUGAGCAGGAUGGGGGCGCGCCUGAGCAUUGAUUACGUCACGCACACGCCAAGUCCUUUCUUCCUCGCGUCGGAGGCGGCACAAGUCACCAUCGACGAGCUAGGGGAUUACGAUGGUCCCGACGGACUAGAACAGCUGCUAGAGGGUUGCGCGUCCGACGAGAAGGAGCGCGUGCGGACGUACGUGCAGAACGCCCUGGUCGUGCUCCACGACCAAGAGCACGACGAACUUCAUGCGCUUGUGCUCGAGGCGUCACGGGAGGCGACAGCGCGACUCCUGGCGCGGGCCGAGGAGAAUUUGAACCGGCACGACCCGUUCGGCGAGGAGCGCCGCGCCGCCGCCACGCGGGCGGCCAAGAAGCUCACGGUCGACCAGCUCCGGAUCAAGCUCGUGGAGCUCGGCCAGCCGUACGACGGGACGAAGCCCGUGCUCGUCGCGCGCUACGUCGCCAGGACCACCCGGCACCUCCCGCCGCCCCGGCCCGGGCCGGCCGCCGCGGGUCCGCCCGCGGCGGCAAAGCCGAGGGCGCGAUCCGCCAAGCCCGCCGCCAAGAAGCCUUCCCGGGCCAAGAAGCCCCGCGCCAAGAAGCCCGCCCGCCGCCGCCGCAGCGACUCUGAUGAUCUGGCCGAUUGGCUUUUUAGCGAUGAGUAGGGGUUUAAAGACGAGUACAUACGUAGCAUUAUUCUCACAGCUGUGGUGCGAGAUUAUUCUGCUCCGGGCCCCCAUGUUUAUACAAAGAAGAGCCAAACCGAG